Molecule: messenger RNA, 2064 nt
Organism: Aspergillus niger
Lineage: Eukaryota; Fungi; Ascomycota; Eurotiomycetes; Eurotiales; Aspergillaceae
Exons: 7
Coding region: 1-2064 (687 amino acids)
Biological process (GO): regulation of DNA-templated transcription; DNA-templated transcription
Cellular component (GO): nucleus
Molecular function (GO): DNA-binding transcription factor activity, RNA polymerase II-specific; DNA binding; zinc ion binding
Source: RefSeq, a predicted model, not a curated record
AUGGAAAAGAAACGCACCCGCGUUCAACUCUCCUGCACUGCCUGCCGAGCCCGCAAGCUAAAAUGCUGUCGUACCCACCCCUGCACAAACUGCCUGAAGCGCAACGAAGCCGGCACCUGCACCUUCGUCGGGCGCGGUCCGCGCGGCAAGAUUUCGAGUAAUGGACGAACCAGCCCGGCGCACGUUCAGGAUCGAUUACAACACUUGGAGAAUUUGAUUUUGUCGUUUACGCAGCAGCAGCAACAGCAACAGCAACAGCAGGAGAAGCCGGAUAGUGUGGGCGAACACCAACAGGUUAUUAAUAAUGGUGGUCAGAUCACGCCGGCAUCGUCGGUGCCACCAUCAUUAUCAUUUGGGGAGGUGCAGCAGGCACAGAAGGAGGGGGAAUCGGAAACCCCGCCUCCUGAUCCCGGGAGGUUGGUCGUUGGGGAGACAGGAAUGAGGUAUAUUGAUGGAGCGCAUUGGACUGCGAUCCUCGAGGAGGAAAUGACUAUGGACGAGUUGUUGGACGGAUUGCCGGCUCGGCCGGUCGUGGAUCGGGUCGUGGCUAUGUUUGUCAGCCUGAAUGAGCCGACGACAGUGAUGGUGCACUUUCCUACUUUCCAGAAACAGUAUAAUCAAUUCUGGUCAAGACCAAAGGGGGCUUCCAUUUCUUGGCUGGCACUGCUGUACGCGGCUCUCACUAUCACAAUGUCCGUGUAUAUGCGCACCGGGGAGCCGCUACCGGCAGAAUUUGGGGAAGCAACUGAGGCUGUUCAGCGCCUCAGGCACUUGACGGCGCAGUGUCUAGUUCAGUCAAACUACACCGUUCCCGGCCGUUUCAAAGUGGAAGCUCUGUUUUUCUACACAAUGUGCGAGUUCUUUCGCAGCGAGGAUGCCCAGGUCGGAGUAUCGUUCCUGCUAAACAUGACAAUUCGGCUGGCCAUGCGGUCAGGGUACCACCGGGAUCCGCAACAGUUUCCGAAUAUCUCACCAUUCGAAGGCGAGAUGAGGCGGCGGGUCUGGGCUAUCAUGCGCCAACUGGAUGUCCUGAUCUCGUUUCAGGUUGGGGUCCCGCGGGGUAUACAGGACUGGCAGCAGGACGUGGAGCCCCCGCGUAACAUCUCUGAUGAGGAAUUCGGGGAGUCUACCGUUGAGCUGCCGCCAUCUCGACCCGAGACUGAACUCACUACAACUUCAUAUAUCCGCGGAAAAUCGCGACUUAUGGCUAUCUUUGGGAAGAUCUCCGAUUUAGCGUACUCGCGCGAUCCCAUGACAUAUGAUGAAAUACUGGCCCUGGACCGACAACUGGAAGAAGCUCGAGAUCUUGUGCCCCAUGCAUUCAAGAUACGCCCUCUUGACCAGUGCUUUGUGGAUUCUUCAUACCUGAUCCUGAGACGAUACACACUGGAACUGCUGUACCAGAAGGCCCGCUGCGUGCUGCACCGGCGCUACCUGGGCGAGGUGCAUACCAACCCCCGCUAUGCGUAUUCGCGUUGGGUAUGCAUGAGCGCUUCCAAGGAGAUUCUCCGCCACCAGGCGGAUAUCUACCACGAGACUCAGCCGGGUGGGCUUCUUUAUCGAGACCGACAAUUCCCGAACUCGCUACAGACUGCAGAUUACUUGCUUGCCGCGAUGAUCAUCUGUUUGGAUCUGUCGCAGAACCCUACCGGCACACCGCCAGGAAGCACUGACGAAGAUGUUAUCCGGGGCCGGGAGGAACUGCUAUCGACCAUUGAAACGUCGCAUCGGAUCUUCGAGCAGCAGCGUAGACGGUCGGCAGAUGCACAAAAGGCAUACGCUGCACUAACAAUCAUGCUGCGGCGGUUGAAAGCCCAGAAAUUGGACAGCGAACAACUGGCUUCCGCACAACAACAACCAUAUGGAAGCUCCAAUGGACAGUCAUACCCAGUGGUAGAUCCAAUGGGUAUUACCCCAGAGUAUCAAUCACUCGACGUGAUCGGAGAGAUGCUCGAUGCGCCAACCAAUCUCGACUGGAAUCUCUGGGACCAGCAUAUGCAAAGUGUCGCCGACAUGGGGGUAGGGUUAUGGGGGGAUAAUGUACCAGGAAGUGUAAACAUAUAG